GUGUGCCACUUUAUCGGUGCCUCCGUGUACGAGAGCUGCAGGUACAAGUGUGAGACAUGCCGCGAGCUCGGUUGCCACAGGUGCGACAAUUGUUGCCUCAAUUUCAACUCCAGCUCCACUUCGAUUACUUGCGGUAUCUUGUAUCAGAAAUGCAAGCAGGUGAGCCAGGAGAGAGCGUAUCUGAUCAUGGGCGAUGAGUCGUGGCCUAUCGAGGGUGGGAUUCGCUACGUGGUCGAUGCGAAGACUACGCUGUUCGGCGUGUGGUCCGCGUGCUCUGUCCAGACCCCCCGCUCGCAAUGGUUUGGCCUGGAGUUUGUGGAGAUUGCGUGA
Prorocentrum cordatum is the source of this 330-nucleotide messenger RNA. Lineage: Eukaryota; Dinophyceae; Prorocentrales; Prorocentraceae. The record is from the annotation of a GenBank genome assembly.